Colletotrichum chrysophilum is the source of this 261-nucleotide messenger RNA. RefSeq lists its product as uncharacterized. The transcript has 3 exons. Bases 1 to 261 code for a protein of 86 amino acids. The record is from RefSeq and is a predicted model, not a curated record. NCBI's taxonomy places the organism in Eukaryota, Fungi, Ascomycota, Sordariomycetes, Glomerellales, Glomerellaceae.
AUGGCACCCAAACGCAAGCGCAAGGCCACGGCCAAGACCUCGCAGGCUCCCAAGGACCCUGCUGUGACCUUCUUGGCAGAGAAGGGUGCCGCCAGUAACUAUCUCCAAGUAUUGCCUGGAGAGAUCCGCCUGAUGAUCUACUCUUUGGCAGUAGUACAAGACGAACCCAUUCGGCCUGUCCAAAUCGAACACAGGUCCAACAAGUUCAAGACUGCUUCACUGCUGCCCAAAUCGCGACAACAAGCACUUACUUCUAAGUAG